Molecule: messenger RNA, 2625 nt
Organism: Octopus sinensis (East Asian common octopus)
Lineage: Eukaryota; Metazoa; Mollusca; Cephalopoda; Octopoda; Octopodidae
Product: myb-like protein I
Exons: 6
Coding region: 367-2283 (638 amino acids)
Source: RefSeq, a predicted model, not a curated record
CUACUACUACUACUACUACUACUACUACUACUACACUACUACUACUACUACUACUACUACUACUACUACUACUACUACUACAGCAAAGAAAACACUUCCAGCAAAUCAGUAAUUAUAUGAGAGAUAUAUGAGAACCGCGCCCACCACGAGAAAACCAAACAAAUUGGAGCAUCUUACAUAGAUAUCGACAUAUUCAUAUAGUUACUCAUAUACAGUCAUACUUACAUAAACGCAUGUACACACACAUAUACACAGGUACACAUUAAAUCUAUAUUAUAAACUUAUAUAAGAUAUAUAAUAUAUAUUGCAUAAGUUCCUCUACUGUUCACUUGGAAGCUUGUGUUUACGGACAACACCAAGAGAAAUAUGGCUUCAUCUGUAAAACGACUUCAGACUUUGUUCAUAGUCUUGUUAAUCGUUAUAAGUGUUCAGUUAGUAAAACCAGAACAACUCACCAAUCUAAAGCGACGGGAUCUGAAGGAUAAUCUCCAGUCUUUGUAUGAUUUAUUCGCUGAUAACUUCGAUGAUGACGACAAUGGCUACGCUAACGAUGACAAUGGUAAUGAGGCCGAUGGUGACGUGUCCAGGUUAGAAACGGUACCGCCUUCGUCAUGGUAUAACUUCGACGAUGACAAUGAUGAUGACAACAAUGGCUACGCUCGCGAUGACAACAGUAAUGAAAGCCCCUCUGAAUACGGCUCUGAGGCCGAUGGUGACGUGUCCAGGUUAGAGACGGUACCACCUUCGCCAUGGUAUAACUUCGACGAUGACGAAGUUGACACGAGCGACAGCUAUGAUUACAAAUACGACAACGACAACGAAAGCGGCUCCGGGGACGAUGAAGAUAUAUCCACGUCAGGGACGGUAUCGCCUUCGACAUGGUAUUACAUGAUCACCGAUAGGACGACUUCACCAACUGACAGGACGUUAGAAAGAAAGAAUUUCUCAAACGAUAAUAUGCAAGAAGGAAAUGAAGGGGGAAGAGAAAGAGUAGGACAAGUACUGGUGCCAAAACAACUUCAACAAGACUGGCAAGAACAGCAACAAAAGCAAGGGGAAUAUCAAAGAGUAGGAUUAGAAACGCAGGAACAAACACAACAAGAACAGCAGCAACAGCAGCAGCAGUGGCAGCAGCAGCAAUAUCAAACAGGAGAACAACAACAGCAACAACAAACGUCUUUGAAUUCAUCUGUUAUUGCUAAUUCUAAUGCUACGUAUCAGGGUUCUUCGGCUUUUGUCAGCAGCCAAAAGCUAGGAUCAUCAAGUACCACUGAGUCAGCAGCGUCGAACAAGAGCAGCUACAGGAGCAAUAGUAACGAACAAUCAAAUCCUCUCUGUUCAACUGAAGUAGACCUCUACGAUUUAUGUAAUCUAUCGAUGUAUCCCGGAGGUGUUUCUUAUGCAAACCCCUUUACGUUUCGCUUAUUGGAAAACGCCAUUUCCCAUAAUACGACGAGGCAGUCUCUGAAAAGUUGCCGACCAGGACAUUGGUGUCUCGGAACCAAUGUCACAGAGGGAAAACUUGAAAACUUUCCGAGGCAUUUCUGCUGGUCCUCUCUGCUGACGUGCCUUGAUAUUGUAGUGGAGCAGUUAAAAGUUUGUCCUGCAUAUCAGAAAUACACAACUAUUUUGUCGUCACUGGUUCUGGUGUGUGACUACUUUGAUCAAGACCCAGAACUCAAGCAAGGGCCACAAUGUGGAGUUCGUUUGUUGGAAAUGGUUUCUGUGACCUUCAGCGACAUGGAAAGAGAAAUACCACAGGUGCAGGAGGUUGACCAGUGUAAUAGCCGGACCGGUUUGAUGCAGUCCAGCUUUCGUUGUCUGAUGAACAGUUGCAAUGUUCUAGAGAGAACAACUACCUUCUUGCGUUUUCAACCAUGGCAGUGGUUUAUAGCAAGUUUGGACUCUUACGAUCAAUGCCCACUCAACUGCUCACGAGGAGAGUUGUACGAGAGCACGGUGUAUAUUACUGAAGAGCCAAACACAGAAGGAAGCACGCGAAGAACAUUGGUAACAGAUCCAGUCACUACUGCACCACCUACAAACGGAGGAGAUGGUGAAGGCGUCGCCGACUUACAAUAUAACUCUGUCCAUAAAUCGGGACAAACUGGGAGUUCGAUCCAAAUGUUUAACGCUUGGAAUAUUGGUCUUAUUGCCACCUCGGUAGCAGUCUUGCUAAUUGUCUUAUUUAUUAUCAUUGCUGUUAUGGCAUGGCGGAGAUUGAAGGGCCCUCAGGAUCUGCGGAAUCAGGGCUAUUCAAAACUGAAAACUGGCGAAUGUUAAAACUUCAGUUCGCACAAGACUGUGGGCCUUGGCUGCUGUUCGAUAUGUGCUCAUUCUUUUCUAUUUUUGUCAUUCUUUUCUAUUUUUUUGUCAGUGUCCACUACUAAGUUUUUCAUAAGAUUUUCCUAUUUCCUGUGUGUACCAUUUCUUCAUUGGUAAGCUUUGCUGGUUAUCUAUGAAAAGUUUUAUUGUUUUUAAAUCUAUAUUUUUCGUAUUUUGGGAUACGAUUACCUUCUACGUAUUUUUUUCAUGAUAUCUUGUUUUCUUUUCAUGGUUUCGGUUCUUAUAUAUCAUGUUUAUUACAUUCUUUGUCGCUAAAAAAUUAAAAUUAUUUUAAUGAAA